CUUCUAGCCGAGCGCGAGCGUUCGAAAGAGAUAACGAAAGCGAAAGAUAGUCGUGGACAGACGCGACCAGGCGUGAAUUAUUUCACGUGGACAGGUUUUUACGGUGCGAGAGACUCGGCGAACGGUGGAAGAAAAAAAGGAAGAAAAAAAAGGAAAAGAAGGGGGAGAAAAAAAAAACAUUCUCGAGGAACGAACAGGCCGCUUCUCCUUGACAAUCUCUUUCCGCGAGUGAUUGACGAGCUGCCGCCAAGUCACUUUUCCACGUUCAACCAGCUAAGAAAACAAGGUAAAGAUGGACCGGAGGAGAAGAAGGACGCCGACGGAGAGCUAUGGGGCAACGUGGAAGCGCAGGCCGCCUUCCUCGGCCCAAACCUCUGGGACAAAACUCUGCCCUAUGAUGCCGACCUGAAGUACGUGGAUCUAGACGAGUUUCUCUCCGAGAACGGCAUUCCUGUGGACGGCGUGGCCGGCGGUGGCCAGGGCACGAUGCAGAGCGGGCAGCUGCACAAGAUCAACAACACCGAGACACCGGGGCACCAAGGCCCGGCAGGUCUCCACUUGGAGCCGGUCACCAAACGCGAGAGAUCACCCUCGCCGAGCGAGUGUUGCUCCCCUGACACCAUGAACCCACCCUCACCGGCGGACUCCACGCUCUCGAUGGCCUCAUCGGGGCGAGACUUCGAUCCACGCACCCGGGCCUUCUCCGACGAGGAGCUCAAACCCCAACCGAUGAUCAAGAAAUCACGGAAGCAGGUCAGUGGACAAAUCACGCGUGCUUUGAUUUCGCCAUUUCUCAACAUGGGCCUGCGGCAGGAACUGGACCGGUUAAAGAACGAGAACAUGCUGCUGCGUGACAAGCUGAGCAAAUACACGGACGUCUAACAGUACGCCGGGCAGGCAACCAGCUCGUCGCGUUAUUGAAAUUGUCGAUGCGGACACGAGCGUUUGUUGUGCCAGCUCCUCCCACACACACACACACACACACACACACACACACACACACACACACACAAACACACACAUACAUACACACUAUAGUCGCAGCACUUAGGAUCUUUUUUUUUUUCGCCAGUUCGGAUGAAAAGAGGAAUAAUCAUUAAAAGGAGAAAAAAAAGGAAAAAAAAAAUGAAAAAGUAAAAAAAAAGAAAAAGACGGAAAAAAGUAAGAAGAAGAAGAAGAAGAAGAA
Frieseomelitta varia is the source of this 1186-nucleotide messenger RNA. RefSeq names its product hepatic leukemia factor-like. The annotation marks the transcript as partial. Gene Ontology annotation, cellular component: nucleus. NCBI's taxonomy places the organism in Eukaryota, Metazoa, Arthropoda, Insecta, Hymenoptera, Apidae. The transcript has 5 exons. Gene Ontology annotation, biological process: regulation of transcription by RNA polymerase II. Gene Ontology annotation, molecular function: RNA polymerase II cis-regulatory region sequence-specific DNA binding; DNA-binding transcription factor activity, RNA polymerase II-specific. The record is from RefSeq and is a predicted model, not a curated record.